This is a messenger RNA of Hibiscus syriacus, 849 nucleotides long. RefSeq names its product FAS1 domain-containing protein SELMODRAFT_448915-like. NCBI's taxonomy places the organism in Eukaryota, Viridiplantae, Streptophyta, Magnoliopsida, Malvales, Malvaceae. The record is from RefSeq and is a predicted model, not a curated record.
AUGAUUAAGCACUCUCUCUUCUUCCUCUUUCUGCUGCUUCCCAUUCCCGCUUUUUCUGUCAAUCAUCAACGUCGUCGUCGUCCUCCGCCUCCACCUCCACUGCAUCAGAACCAAGUCAACAACAUCAUCGACGCUCUCAUCGGUGCUGGGGAUUUCAACAACUGGCAAACAUGCUCUCUGCUUCACCUCUUCAUGCUUCCACUUUCGGCCACUCUUUUCGUCCCUUCCGAAGAUUCUAUCUUCCCAUUCCCAUUAUCAGCUUCUUUUCCCACUUCCACCACCGCCGCCGCAGCCGCUGACCCUCUCAUCAACCCUUACCACAUCGUCCCGCAACGCCUCACUUUUUCUCAACUCGCCCUCUUCAAGCCUCUCUCUCGCUUACCCACUUUGCUCCCUUCCAAAUCCAUUCUCGUAACCAACACUUCCCCCUCCAAUUUCACCGUCGACGCUUCUCAUAUUAUCCACCCCGAUCUUUACCUCACGUCCUCCAUCGCCGUCCACGGUAUUGCAUCGCUCUUCAACUGCACUGUCUACGGCGGUGAUGCUGCCCUUGAUUAUGGCAUCACCCCACCACUUCCGUCGGAGCAGACGCCGCCUCCUCCGCAAACAAUGUUUGAGCCGCUGGGAGACGUGAUCGGAGAUAGGAGGAGAUCGGAUGCUGGUUGCUUGUAUGGGGAGUUUGCAUUUGUUUGCCUACUGAUUCCAUGGAUGGUUUUAAGCAUCAAGAUUUAUGGCAAUCAACAGGUUGAUUCCAUGUAUGAACAUGCAGAGUUUCUGUAUUGGUUCUGCGCUCAUCGUCUUCCUGUUCCAUUCGCACUGCAUUUAUUUGUUUUCCUCAAAAUCCCAUAG